ACUACCUGGGAGGUGGAGCCAUAAAUUCUGGACCCUGGAACCAGGCAAAGGUUGGAAAUGUUGGGUGCAGCUCCCACACCUUGGCUCCGGACGCAGAUGGGGUUCCCCACGAGCCCAUGGGGCCUCCUCAGUCCUUUCCUGACUCUCCACCUCCUCCGGCUGGGAUCAGCGGAAUUCAGAGUGACAGGACCAGGCCAACCUCUCCUUGCCAUCGUGGGGCAGGAUGUCGUGCUGCCGUGUCACUUGUCCCCAGGCGUGGACACUUGGAGCUUGGAGAUCAGGUGGAUCCGGUACCUGGUCUCUGAAACGGUGCACCUCUACCGAAACGGAGAGGACCAGUAUGGUGAGCAGAUGGAGGAAUACGAUGGAAGGACAGAGUUGGCCAGAGAUGGUCUCUCCCGUGGGAUCCUGGACUUGCGAAUCUCUGGGUUGAGACCCUCUGACAAUGGCCAGUACGUCUGCACUGUGCAAGAUGGUGCUUCUUAUGGAGAAGCUGUGGUGGAGCUGAAGGUGGCAGCCAUGGGCUCUGUCCCUCUCCUCUCUCUGGAGGCUUACGAGGAUGGAGGCAUCCGGGUGGUGUGUCGAUCGGCCGGCUGGUACCCAUCACCAGAGGUGCUGUGGAGGGAUGGCGAGGGGCAGCAUCUCCCCUCAGUCUCCCUGAGACAUUCCCCAGAUGAGAGGGGCCUCUUUGAGAUCCAAGAUGUCAUCGUUGUGAGCGGGAAGGGAGAUGGGAACGUGUCGUGCGUGGUGAGGAACAGUCGUCUGGAGCAGGAGGAGGCGUCGUCCCUGCACAUCUCAGCUCCCUUUUUCCACAAUGCCCGUCCCUGGAUGGCAGCUCUGGGUGUCUUCCUCCUGCUUUCAGUGGUGUCCGCUGCCCUCAGUGCUUACCUCUUCCGAAGGAAAGUGGUGCUGUCCAGAGCGCUGGGGAAACGAGGUGCAGCACUGGGGGAACAAGCUGAUCUUUUGCGGAAUCGAGAAGCAGAAUUGGACCAACGAGAUGCAGCACUGAGGGAUCGAGAGGGAAAAUUGGAGGAACGAGAUGCAGCACUGAAGGAAAGAGAUGCAGCACUGGGGAAUCGAGAAGCAGAAUUGGUGAAACGACAACGCAAAAAGCUGAAGCACCGGCGCAAAAAGCUGAAGCACCGGAGCAAAAAGCUGCAGCACCGGCGCAAAAAGCUGCAGCACCGACUCAGCAGCCCCAACUGCCGUUCGCUGCUACGGGAGGAGCAGCUGACGACUUGGACUCACAGCUAUGGUAGCUUCUGCGCCAACCGCAGAUCAGAUUUUACAAAGAACUAA
This is a messenger RNA of Calidris pugnax (ruff), 1299 nucleotides long. RefSeq names its product butyrophilin subfamily 3 member A2-like. Lineage: Eukaryota; Metazoa; Chordata; Aves; Charadriiformes; Scolopacidae. The record is from RefSeq and is a predicted model, not a curated record.